Molecule: messenger RNA, 378 nt
Organism: Trichobilharzia regenti
Lineage: Eukaryota; Metazoa; Platyhelminthes; Trematoda; Strigeidida; Schistosomatidae
Source: the annotation of a GenBank genome assembly
AUGUUGUUCAAUAUAAAAGAUCAAUUAGUGUAUUACAUUUCAUUUUUAGUCAUUUUGGAAGUGAUACUUAUGUAUCAUACGUAUGCACAUAUUUCACUGAUCAAAGAAUAUAAAAAUGAUGGCAUGAAAUUCUCCAAACCUUGUCCUAAAUAUAACUACAAAUAUGAUAGUGCUUCUGGCAGUUUUUUGUGUACUGUACCAACAGCGGAAAAGUGCUAUGAAUUAUGUCAACAACAUGGAUGCACUGAUUGGCCAUUUCAUAUACCAGUUUCACCCGCUGAUAGAAUACCUCGAGAUAAUUAUCGUUGUCGAUGUUUUGAAGAAUAUAAAACAUGCUUAUAUAAUCCAUUAUCAAGAAGACAGAUUAUCAUUGAUUGA